Ostertagia ostertagi is the source of this 1782-nucleotide messenger RNA. NCBI's taxonomy places the organism in Eukaryota, Metazoa, Nematoda, Chromadorea, Rhabditida, Trichostrongylidae. The record is from the annotation of a GenBank genome assembly.
AUGCAAACCAUUCAACUGGAUACAUUGCCCUUACCGGAAGUAACAUCGGACAAGACCUUACCCAAUUCCCUGAACCUGAUGUUUAGCCUGGCGGAUGAUCAUGUAUGCCUGGAACAUGCUGGUGGAAGCACCGCGAACAUCUUAAACGGACGGUUUUCCAUAGCCGAUGAGGCAAUCCACAAGCUGUGCAAAGACAUCGCACAGUUGGAGGCCGAAGCCAAUCCGGAGGUGACCUUCUUUGACAUUGGCUACCUGGUCGGCAGCCGGACCGACAACAUCAACCGCCGGAAAAGUUUCUAUGAAAAGCAGAUGCCUUUAUUAAAUUAUUCCACCGUUAAAGAUCCGCUUAGCCUGCGGGACAUGAUGGUAUCCGUUCAGGGGAGCCAGCUCAUCCUGACCUCGAAAGCAACCGGCAAGCGCCUGAUUCCCCGCAUGGCUUCAGCCUAUAACUAUGGUCAUUCAGACCUGCCGGUAUACCGCCUGCUCUGCGAUCUCCAGCACCAGGGCAUUCAUUCCUACCUGCACUUCGACGCGGGCAGCUUAUUGCCGGAGCUGGACCACUAUCCUCGUAUACAGUACAAAAAUAUUAUCCUGUCACCAGCCAAAUGGAUCAUCAACCGUUCGGAGCUGCCUGCCUCAACUGAUCCCGCGCAAUUGGUAGCGGAUACACGGGCCUUGCUGCAAACCCGUGGCCUCAGCCCGUACUUUAAAACAGGUAUGGCUGACCAGACUUUAGUCUUCGAUAUGCACAGCGAUCAGGACAUCAAAGCCUUCCUGAUGCUGACGCAGAAACAACAAAAAGCAGAACUGUCUGAAGUGAUCCUGCCCAGAUCCCCGGACAUGCAGGAUACCACAGGUAAACCCUAUGCCGGGCAAUAUGUGGUUAGCAUGGUGCAUGGGCAAAACAUCUAUCGCGGUAUAACUGCGGAUCUAUCCUCUGCUGAUUUGGGAAUACAACGGGUGUUUCCACCGGGCAGCGAAUGGUUGUAUUUUGAGAUCUACUGUCAUGCGCACCGGGCCAAUAACCUGCUUUGCGGAAAAAUACAAAGCUUCCUGCACCUACAUGCGGCACAGUUACAGCACUGGUUUUUUAUCCGCUACAACCAGCAUGGCAAUCACCUCCGCCUGCGCCUGAAACUCCAUGAUCCCAUUCAGGGGCAACAACUGAUCAGCGGCCUUUCCAAGCUACUAAGCCAUGAAUUGACCAGUGGCAUUGUUUCCGACAUUCAGGUUAAAACAUACCACCGGGAAUUGGAACGGUACAGCCCGGAACUCAUCGAUCAUGUGGAGAUACAUUUUCACCGCGACAGCGCUUAUGUAGUCAGCCUAUUGAAAUUAGACCUCGACAAUGAAGACCUCUACCAGUUAUGCAGCCAGGCCAUACUUCGCAUAAGGCAACGCGGUUUGUUAAGUACCCAAACCCUUGGGGAAAUUCUUGCAGGAAGCGCAGCCGCCUUUGGCCGGGAACACCACAUGAACACCAACGAUUACAAAAAGCUCAACGCCCAGUACCAGAAAUACCGCAGCAAGCCAGCGGUACAGUUAGAGAAUAUCCAGCUUGAUGCUUUUGAAGCUUUCUGUGCAAGCUUCAUCGAUGUUUUGGACAAGUGUCCUGAAAGCAGAAGACCACAACUACUGACAGACCUCUUGCACAUGCAUGUCAACCGCCUGUUUAGCACCUUGCAACGUACCCAUGAAAUGAUCCUGUAUGACUACCUGCUCAAAGCCUAUAAAGCUGGAAAGGCAAAAGCGAAGUUCCUAAUUCAUAUUCAAUCAACUUAA